Ruditapes philippinarum (Manila clam) is the source of this 2292-nucleotide messenger RNA. RefSeq lists its product as uncharacterized. Bases 226 to 1293 code for a protein of 355 amino acids. The record is from RefSeq and is a predicted model, not a curated record. NCBI's taxonomy places the organism in Eukaryota, Metazoa, Mollusca, Bivalvia, Venerida, Veneridae. The transcript is spliced from 2 exons.
CAGGGCAUUUACAAAUGGAAACUGUACAUAAAGACUUUUCUGCUUUGAUGUUACUGUGAAUAUAAAGCAAAGAAAGUCACUUUUAAAUUUUUCAAACAGACUACAAAACUUAUUGCAAAGAUAUUAAAGUCUUUACAGGAAACAAGUCACGUCUUUUUUGUACUAGGCAUACGUAUUAUUAUAUAAUACUUUAUAAAAACUUGUUCAUCUGAUCUCCUGUCUGAGAUGGGACUAAUACUAUGCGGUAACUCCAAGGGGCAUGGAGACUUCACCAGUUUUUCACUUGACAAUCAAGAUGAAUUUACCCUUGAUCUGGUCACAAAACCUGGUUUUUGCGUUGUGCUUUUAAAAGCAAAUAGAUAUGAUAUUGAUAGAUUGGAUGAUGGAGUCUCUAAAAUACGACCAGGAAGUUCAAAUAAAUUCAAGAAAGCUCACGACAACACACUAUCAGAGCAAAUGGUUGGUGACAUGGCAGUGAAAAUGAAGUCAGUUGGGGCUAUCAUAUCAAGCAGCUCUGUACGAGGGACAGUAUUUAGAGUCGGGAGCAAGUACGUGAUGACAGCUCUGCAUGUUGUGAAGAGUAUUACCAAUCCUAGACAACUGUCAAGUAUUGCUGACAUUGACUGGUCCAAACUCGAUGAUCCAACUGUGUAUAUCACUUUUGCUGCAUCAGUAAACGACCUCCGAAGCCCAAUAUUUUACAUUAAACCAGAAGUGGUUUACAUGAACAAACAGCUAGACAUUGCAAUACUUGAACUUAAAUCUUUGGAAAGUUUACCACCAAGCCUCAAAUUGAGUAAAGAUAUGGGCCAAAUGAAAUGUGUGAACAUAAUUGGACUUGGACAUCCGACUGAUCCCAGGAAAAAACUAGAUGCCAACUGUGAAGUUCUGAACAACAACCAAAUAAGAAAAGACAUUGACAACUAUUUCAAUGCAAAUCCAAGUGUCUUGCAACUAAAUGGACUUGAACCUGGUGGCAUAAAAGGUGAAUACAUUGAAUUACAUAACACUGAUAUGUUUCCUUGCCACACAUUUUUUGAACAUGGUUCAUCAGGAGCACCUGCUGUAGAAGAGAAUGAGGUUGUAGGAAUAUUAGUAAAAGGAAUACCAUUCAGUUACUAUGAAAUGAGAGAUUCUCCUUAUUUUACAGCCAGUGGUCAACCUUAUUUUACAGCCAGUGGUAUUGACAAGUUACCUAAAAACUUGAUGUUUGAGCUCUGUGUCAAAACAGAGAGUAUCUUCAAUGAUAUGCGCUCCAAAGAACCAUUGCUAGCUGAUGAUUUAUUUGACUGAAAUGGGAAAAUAUUUUGAUAUAUCAUAUUGUGAAAUAAAAGACCAGAUGAAUGUGAUAAGGUACUUUCAAUAACUACAUGUAUAACAAGUAUAGAACAAAAGUCAUUAAAGGAAUGGAUUCGAGAGUGUUUCAUUGAGAGCUUAGAGCUUCCAACACACUCAAACUAAAAUAAAUUAGUAUAAAAUAAAGUCAUUCUUUUUAUUGUUAGUGACAUGCCUUUAGUGUUAGCGCGCCAUGAAGCCAUGUUUGUAUGACAGAAAUCAUAAAAUGACAUCACGUUAAAUAUAUGCACGGCCUUGCAAUGGUGCUUUUACAGUCACAAAAGCAGCAUAGGUUUGUGAUAUGAUUACAAGGAACUCCGGAUAUAAAGAACAGAUUUUGAAUGUCCCAAUGAGUUCAUUAUAAGCUGAGUUUACUGUAAUAUCAUUUGUAUUUUAUUUUACAAGUCUUUACAUCUUUACCUUACAGAAUGUUACAUCUAUGUAGUCUUUUGCUAUUGCUAUUGUUUGGCAAUAUUGACAGGAGAUAUUUGAAUAUUCAAUGACCUUUGGUCCGGUAGUAUUAGAUUCUGAAAUUUUAUGGUAUGUAUGGUACAAAAGUAUAAAUAAACUUAGAAUUACCAGCUUAACACUUGACUUACAAGCUUCAGUGACAUUAAGGCGCAAGACUUCCAGUUGGUUUCAAAUUGAAGAUUGUAGGUUCAAAUCAAAUGAAAUUUUUUAUGUUUUCUUGUAUGUUUUGUUUUUAUUAUACUUUGCAAAACUUGACCACUAUGUUUUAUGCAUGUCAGUCACUUAUUAUACGACUUUACAUACUGAAAUUAAUGAAAUGAAAAAGAUAUGUAUUUAUCAAAAUAAUGAAAUGAAAAAAGAAUGCUAGAAAUGAACCACACAAUUAACCUUUAACCACAUGAGCAUGUUGUGAAAAUGGCUGUUUUCUUUUUUUAUAAGCCCCCUGUUACAAGUUCAAAUUACUAUGAAACUAUAAAAAUGCUUCAA